Messenger RNA from Larimichthys crocea (large yellow croaker), 2618 nucleotides. Its product is annotated as cytochrome P450 2J6. The coding region runs from base 868 to 2361 and encodes 497 amino acids. Gene Ontology annotation, molecular function: heme binding; iron ion binding; oxidoreductase activity, acting on paired donors, with incorporation or reduction of molecular oxygen, reduced flavin or flavoprotein as one donor, and incorporation of one atom of oxygen. NCBI's taxonomy places the organism in Eukaryota, Metazoa, Chordata, Actinopteri, Sciaenidae. The transcript is spliced from 9 exons. Gene Ontology annotation, biological process: xenobiotic metabolic process. Gene Ontology annotation, cellular component: cytoplasm; intracellular membrane-bounded organelle. The record is from RefSeq and is a predicted model, not a curated record.
UAACGGAUAAGACAUAGUAAGACAUUUUAGGAAAGAAAGCUGUAGUUACGGCGGUCCAGGCACUUAGUAAAUGAAUGAAAAGCAAUGCAAUGACACCUUUUUCACACUGCCAUAAAGGAUGCAUAAAUUGUUACUUCUUUGCACUGACAGUUUGAAAAUUGCCUUUGGAAAUUUUAUUUUAAUUAAUACAUGAAUUUAGAAAUUGAAGAGGUGAGAACAUGAAGAGAGUGGCAGUGAGUUUCAGAGUGUGUUUGAAAAGUAUUAAAAAUUGUGUAUCUGAACCCAUAACGCCCUGUAUUCAUGAUGCUGCAUUUCUUCUCUGUGUUGCAAAAGAUAUAUUAUAAAAUACGACUUACAUUUCUCUCUGAGAAUAAAUUCUCUUCUUCUGAUUGUUAUUUAUAUGCAGCGGCACAUUCGAUUAAUGACAAACCUUCUUUAACCACUGCACUUUGUACUGUUGACUUUAUCAAAGUCGAUCAGGUCACACAAGACAGUGGAGGUUUUGCACGUAGUGUGCGUUAUGUUACUGAGCUGAGAUUGUCAUUGCUCAUGUGUGAUUGCCAUAAUAUUUCCAUAUUCAGAUUAAACAUUUUGUUAAACAGGCACUGUGUUAUUACUUCAGGUUUGCUCAGAGGUCUUGUUUGCCAAGGGAAAGUAGGUGUGUCUGCAGCUGGUUAUGUAAAAACACUAUCACACACACCUUUGUACAGACUCAGAUAUACUGAUAUGUUUUCCUUUUUCAGUCGUCGGUCCUGUAAUUUGAGUGCUUAGAACACAAAAGGGUUCGAUCAAGCAUAAACUGGAGUUUCAAGUGAGGCAGAAGAAGAGCUCAGACCUUCCUUCUGCUGCUGGUUUAACUCUCUAACAAUGUGGCUUUAUAACUUUUUGCUGAGUUUUGACCUCAAGGGGCUCUUUCUGUUUAUUUUUAUUUUCAUCUUACUAGCUGACUACUUCAAAAACAGGAAUCCUCUAAAUUUUCCUCCAGGACCGUUCCCUCUUCCCUUUGUGGGGAGCUUCUUCAGUAUGGACAUGAAACAUCCACACAUUUAUUUCACUAAGCUGGCUGACGUCUAUGGGAAUGUGUUCAGCGUUCGCUUCGGCAGUCAAAAGAUGGUGUUUGCAUCUGGGUACAAGAUGGUGAAGGAAGCCAUCAUCACACAAGCAGAAAACUUUGUAGAUCGACCGCACGAUCCACUAGUGGAUAGAAUAUACUCAGGAGGCUCAGGUGGUUUGUUCAGCAGCAAUGGUGAAACAUGGAAGAGACAGCGACGCUUUGCCUUGUCUACCUUACGUAGCUUUGGUCUGGGCAAAAGCAGUCUGGAGCAGAAUAUCUGUGAGGAGGUUCGACACCUGCAGGAGGAGAUGGAGAAGGAGAAAGGUGAACCAUUCAACCCAGCAGGCCUCUUCAACAAUGCUGUGUCCAACAUCAUUUGCCAGCUGGUGAUGGGGAAACGGUUUGACUACAGCGACCACAAAUUCCAGAUCAUGCUGAAGUAUCUGUCUGAAACACUUUCUCUAGAGGGCUCUGUAUGGGGACUGCUGUAUCAGUCGUUCCCUAAUGUGAUGAAGCACUUGCCAGGUCCUCACAACAAAAUAUUCAGCCACUCUGACAGCAUCCUAAAAUUCAUCGGUGAGGAAGUCAAGAGUCACAAGAAGAACCUGGACCGCAACAAUCCUCGGGACUACAUCGACACUUUCAUCAUUGAAAUGGAGAAUCACAAAGAGUCUGACCUGGGCUUCACUGAGACCAAUCUGGCUAUGUGCUCUACGGAUAUGUUCUUGGCUGGAACAGACACAACCUCCACCACUUUGCUGUGGGCUUUGGUUUACCUCAUCAAAUACCCUGAUAUCCAGGACAAGGUCCAUGCAGAGAUAGACAGAGUGAUCGGACAGGCCCGCCUUCCCAGUAUGGCAGACAGACUCAACCUUCCCUACACUGAUGCUGUUAUCCAUGAGAUCCAGAGGAUGGGAAACAUUGUUCCACUCAAUGCACUCAGAGUAGCUGCCAAGGACACGACACUGGGUGGUUACUUCAUACCCAAGGGUACUACUUUGUUGCCCAACCUGACCUCUGUGCUGUUCGACAAGACUGAAUGGGAGACUCCAGACAGCUUCAACCCAGGACACUUUUUAGACGCUGAGGGAAAGUUUGUGAAGAGAGAAGCUCUACUGCCUUUCUCUGCAGGGAAACGUAUGUGUCUUGGAGAAGGCCUCGCCAAGAUGGAGCUGUUCCUGUUUUUGGUCGGGUUGCUACAGAAGUUCUCUUUUUCUGUUCCUGAUGGAGUAAAGCUGAGCACAGAAGGAGUUACUGGAAUUACACGUGUACCACACCCCUUCAAGGUUUAUGCUAAUGUUCGCUGAAUCAUGCAACAGAUCACUGAAUCAUUUUAUAUCCAUGAACUGAGGACCAGUUUAUUCUAACUACAUUUCAUUAGUGUGAUAAAAAAAAAACUUGUAUUAAUAGCACUGUAUUAAGACUUUGUCCUUGUAGUUAUUAAUGACAACGUGCAUAGAAGAUUUAAUAAACAUAAAUUCUUUAAAAUUAUAAUCAAGCUGUAUUUGUUAAGUUUUCUUUACACUGAUGAUCAGUUAUGUCAUGUAUAAGCCAUUACUUUACU